UGCCCGCGCUGCCAUCCGUGGAUACGGCUGUCAAUCACCGGGUCCCGGCUGGUGAUUACUUGCCGGCACCCAGUGAUUUCCCGACGGGGAGGAGAACUGUUUUGUUUACUAACCGUUCUCCUCCCUGUCAGCUCGGGCACACUGCUUUGGAUGGCAGUGUGCUUACAGAGAAGCACACUGACACGGCCCCUAUGUAAAACACUCCCAGCACACAGUUAACCCUUUGAUUGCCCCUCAUGUUAACCCCUUCCUGCCCAGUGCCAUUAGUACAGUGUCAGUGCUUUUUAUUAGCAAUGAUCACUGUAUUGGUGUCACUGGGGAUGUCAGUAACACCAAGUCAUUUCCCCCCAGUGUCAGAAUGUCUGCCGCAGUCUCGCUAUAAGUCGCUG
Staurois parvus is the source of this 389-nucleotide messenger RNA. Lineage: Eukaryota; Metazoa; Chordata; Amphibia; Anura; Ranidae. The record is from the annotation of a GenBank genome assembly.